Messenger RNA from Peromyscus californicus insignis, 3856 nucleotides. It is a transcript of the gene Cacna2d4, whose product is annotated as calcium voltage-gated channel auxiliary subunit alpha2delta 4. Gene Ontology annotation, cellular component: voltage-gated calcium channel complex. The transcript has 38 exons. Gene Ontology annotation, molecular function: voltage-gated calcium channel activity. The coding region runs from base 16 to 3366 and encodes 1116 amino acids. NCBI's taxonomy places the organism in Eukaryota, Metazoa, Chordata, Mammalia, Rodentia, Cricetidae. The record is from RefSeq and is a predicted model, not a curated record.
CACGGUGGAAGCACCAUGCCAAGAUGUUCCGCUCUGCCCUCCAGCCACAACUGGGACCACUAUGGACAGUGGCCAGCAGUCUGGACCUUCCUGAGGAAGAUGACAAUCAUCCUGUGGCUGCUGCUGUUGGACACCUCCCUACCUGCUGUGAGGGGCCAGACCAGAAUUCCUCUGGAAACAGUGAAGCUAUGGGCCGAUACCUUCGGCAGGAAUUUGUACAACACGGUGACCAGAUACUCAGGCUCUCUCUUGCUGCAGAAGAAGUACAAGGAUGCAGAAUCCAGUCUGAAGAUCAAAGAGGUGGAUGGCUUGGAGCUGGUGAAGAAGUUCUCAGAGGACAUGGAGACCAUGCUUAGGAGGAAAGUCGAGGCUGUCAAGAGCUUGGUGGAGGCUGCUGAGGAGGCUGACCUGAAUCAUGAGUUCAAUGCCUCUCUGGUGUUUAACUACUACAACUCGGUACUAAUCAACGAGAAGGACGAGAAGGGGAACUAUGUGGAGCUGGGAGCCGAGUUCCUUCUUGAGUCUGAUGCGCACUUCAGCAACCAGAGGGUGAACGUCUCCCUGAGCAGUGUACAGCUACCUACCAAUGUGUACAACAAAGACCCAGACAUUUUAAAUGGAGUCUAUAUGUCCGAGGCCCUGAACCCUGUGUUUGUGGAGAACUUCCAGAGAGACCCUACGCUGACCUGGCAAUAUUUUGGCAGUUCAACUGGGUUCUUCAGGAUCUAUCCAGGAAUAAAGUGGAAGCCUGAUGAAAACGGAGUCAUCGCCUUCGACUGCAGAAACCGUGGCUGGUACAUACAAGCGGCCACCUCUCCCAAAGACAUUGUGAUUCUGGUGGACAUGAGUGGCAGCAUGAAGGGGCUGAGGAUGGCUAUCGCCAAGCACACCAUCACUACCAUCUUGGACACCCUGGGAGAAAAUGACUUCGUGAAUAUCAUUGCGUACAAUGACUAUGUCCACUACAUUGAGCCCUGCUUCAAAGGCAUCCUCGUCCAGGCAGACCGAGACAACCGAGAGCAUUUCAAGCAGUUGGUGGAUGAACUGAUGGUCAAAGGCGUGGGUGUUGUGAGUCAAGCCCUAAUUGAGGCUUUCCAGAUCCUGAAUCAGUUCCAAGAGUCCAGACAAGGAAGUCUCUGUAACCAGGCCAUCAUGCUUAUCACCGAUGGGGCAGUGGAAGACUAUGAGCCCGUGUUUGAGAAAUAUAACUGGCCAGAUCGCAAGGUCCGAGUUUUCACUUACCUUAUCGGAAGAGAAGUGACCUUUGCUGACCGCAUGAAGUGGAUCGCCUGCAACAACAAAGGCUACUACACACAGAUCUCCACACUGGCUGAUGCCCAGGAGAAUGUGAUGGAGUAUCUACAUGUGCUCAGCCGCCCCAUGGUCAUCAACCACGACCAUGACAUCAUCUGGACAGAGGCAUAUAUGGACAGCAGGCUCUUCACCUCAGAGGCACAGAGCCUGAUGCUCCUCACCACAGUGGCCAUGCCAGUCUUCAGCAAAAAGAACGAGACGCGAUCCCAUGGCAUUCUCCUGGGUGUAGUGGGCUCCGACGUGACCCUAAGAGAGCUCAUGAAGCUGGCACCCCGAUACAAGCUUGGGGUACAUGGAUAUGCCUUUUUGAACACUAACAACGGCUACAUCCUCUCUCAUCCUGACCUCCGACCUUUGUAUAGAGAAGGCAAGAAGCUGAGACCCAAACCCAACUACAACAGUGUGGACCUCUCUGAAGUGGAGUGGGAGGACCAAGCUGAAACCCUGAGAAAUGCCAUGAUCAACGGGGAAACAGGUUCUCACUCCAUGGAUGUGAAGGUGCCACUGGAUAAAGGGAAACGUGUUCUAUUCCUGACCAAUGACUAUUUCUUCACGGACAUCAGUGACACACCCUUCAGCUUGGGAGUGGUGCUGACUAGGGGCCAUGGAGAAUACAUCCUCCUGGGAAAUACAUCCGUGGAGGAAGGCCUGCAUGACUUGCUUCACCCGGAUCUGACCCUGGCCAGCGACUGGAUCUACUGCGUCACGGAUAUCGACCCUGACCACCGGAAACUCAGCCAGCUGGAAGCUGUGGUCCGCUUCCUGACAGGGAUGGAUCCAGGCCUGGAGUGUGAUGAGGAGCUGGUACGGGAGGUGCUGUUUGAUGCAGUGGUGACGGCCCCCAUGGAAGCCUACUGGACAGCACUGGCACUCAACAUGUCUGAAGCAUCGGAGCCUGGUGUAGAUGUGGCCUUUCUGGGGACCCGGGCUGGUCUCCUAAGACGAAGCUUGUUCGUGGGCUCUGAGAAAAUCUCUGAUAAGAAGUUCCUGACACCUGAAGAUGAAGCCAGCAUUUUUACCAUGGACCACUUCCCGCUGUGGUAUCGUCAGGCCUCUGAGCAGCCCCCAGGCAGCUUUGUCUUCAAUCUCCGCUGGGAAGAGGGUCCAGACAGCCCAGGCAAGCCAGUGGCGGUGAGGGCCAGUACUGCAAUAGCUGUGACAGUGGAUGGGAAGACGGCCAUUGCAGCAGCUGUGGGCAUCCAGAUGCAAGUGGACUACCUCCAGCGCCAGUUCUGGGCAGCAAUGAAGCAGUGUGGCACUGGAGAGGGGCCAUGCCCAGAGAGCUGCGAGGACACUGAUCUGGACUGCUUCGUCAUAGACAACAACGGCUUCGUUCUGAUCUCAGAGAGACCUCAGGAGAUGGGAAGACUUCUGGGGGAAGUGGAUGGUGCUCUCAUGACGCAGCUUCUCAGCAUGGGGGUGUUCAGCCGUGUGACCAUGUAUGACUACCAGGCCAUGUGCAAGCCCCCGGACCAUCACCACAGUGCAGCCCAGGCCCUGAUCAGUCCUCUCUCUGCCUCCCUGAUGGUGGUCCGGUGGCUACUGCAUGAAUUCCUGCUGUUCCUGCUUCAGUGGAGUGCCUGGGGAUCUUGGUAUGACAAAGGGUCAGAGGCCAAAGCUGUCUUUCAUCACUCCCACAAGCACAAGAAGCAGGACCUACUGCACCCCUGUGACACAGAAUACCCAGUGUUUGUGCACCAGACAGCCAUCCAGGAGGCCAAUGGGAUCAUCGAGUGUGGGGCCUGCCAGAAGACAUUCGUGAUGCAAAAGAUUCCCAGCAGCAACUUGCUCCUCCUAGUGACAGACCGUACCUGUGACUGCAGCACCUACUCUCCCAUCCUCCAGGAGGCCACAGAAGUCAAAUAUAAUGCCUCUGUCAAAUGUAACAGGAUGCGCUCCCAGAAGCCCCGGCGGCGACCAGGAUCCUGCCAUGCCUUCCAUCCAGAGGAGAACGCCCAGGACUGUGGUGGUGCUUCAGACACUGUGGCUUCUCUGCCUCUGCUCCUGCUACCGCUGUGGGCCUGGCUGCUUCCACCACAGCUUCUGUGGUGACCCCAUCCUGUCUGACUUUCACAGAAGGGGACCCUUACAGAGACAUCCUAAAAAGUCGCCAGCUGAUGAGGGCCCAGCUCACAGCAGCGAGGUGUCUCCUGGCUUUCAGUCCUGGGCUACCAAUCUCUGUUGGAAGGAUCCCCAAGGCUCUCCAGGGUGCCGAAUACCAGCCACCUCGUCUUCUACUCCUGCCUCUGCUUCAGGACUCCAACAAGAGCUCAGCUGGAGGAAGGGGAGAUGUUACCAACGAUCAGAACCAGCCAAAGGGCUGGGUGUUUCCCUGGCUGGUCUACUGCAGAUCUGAGUUCUGGGGGCCAGGAUGAGCAGUGAGGCCCAUGCAGAGGCUGUGGCAAGAGUACACUCGCCACAGACACAGGAGUCCUUGGGAAGGCACUUUUAUCAAUCCCAGAUAGUGCAAGGGAGGACAGGCAAAGGGAGAGAUGGGAAGACUCAGAGAGGGACCAGGAACCAGGGAAGAAAUGGAAAGGAA